This is a messenger RNA of Melampsora larici-populina 98AG31, 1189 nucleotides long. RefSeq lists its product as uncharacterized. The record is from RefSeq and is a predicted model, not a curated record. Lineage: Eukaryota; Fungi; Basidiomycota; Pucciniomycetes; Pucciniales; Melampsoraceae. Gene Ontology annotation, biological process: ribosomal large subunit assembly; rRNA processing. Gene Ontology annotation, molecular function: rRNA binding. The coding region runs from base 125 to 1045 and encodes 306 amino acids. Gene Ontology annotation, cellular component: nucleolus. The transcript is spliced from 6 exons.
UGCAAAAUUUGAUUUUUUUUCUGACCGUGGUUUGAUUCUCUCCAUUCUACAAUCUCCAUUCUACAAUUCGGGCCUCAUCCCCCCACAACCAUCCUCUGAGAGUUCAAGUUCAACAAAGUAAUCAAUGUCAUCUCGGGCAGCUCAAGCCCAAGCACUUGCGGGAUCGAACUCCAAGCGAAAACAACCGGGCGAACAUGAGACGUCGAAUGCCACAAUGAAGAAGCCUUACAAGUCGAAAGUUUUAAUUCUUUGCUCCAGAGGUAUCACUUAUCGUAUGCGACAUCUCAUGAAUGAUAUCUCUGACCUGGUCACUCAUGGGAAAAAAGAUGCCAAGCUUGAUUCCAAGCACGCCCUUCCGUUGAUAAAUGAAUUGGCAGACUUAUCUUCUUGCAACUAUGCACUCUACUUUGAGUCAAGACGGCGUGCAGAUCUCUAUCUGUGGGCGUCAGGUUGUCCCAAUGGACCUUCUAUCCGUUUUCACGUUGUCAAUUCGCAUACCAUAGAUGAGAUGAAAAUGACUGGAAACUGUCUUAAAGGAUCUAGGCCAAUUCUGCAAUUCGGACAGGAAUUUGAUUCCGAACCAAGCUGGAGAGUUUGUAAAGAAGUUCUUACAAACAUAUUUGCUGUCCCCAAGACUGCCAAGCGGGCAAAGCCGUUCGUAGACCAUGUCAUUACUUUUUCAGUGAUAGAUGGCAAGAUAUGGUUCCGUAAUUAUCAGAUACUGGAGAAACCCAAGGGUGAGCAAGCCGCGACUACCUCCAAGAAAAUCGCGGAAACUGGUAUGGAUGCUCUUUCGUUAUCCGAGAUUGGACCUCGUUUUGUUUUGGUACCUAUCAAAAUCUUCGAGGGCAGUUUCGGGGGCCCUUGUCUUUGGGAAAAUAAAGAAUUUGUGCCACCUUUCAAAGUCUUGAAGCAACAGAAAUCCGAAGCUGCUGCCAAAUACGCCGUUCGCAAAGAGCAGGAAGAGCAGCGCACGACUAGGCAGGGCGAAAUGGAAGCAAACAAAAUAGAUGAUGGAAUGGAAAAACGUGUAAUCUUUGCUUGAUCAACUAUGCCUGCCUGAAGUUUGCUUUUCUCCGUCCCACUGAGGCAAUUGUGUGCUUGGUGCGCCCGAGAUUGAUGUAUGCUCAUGAGUUCUCAGAUAUCUCCCCUAAUGUACACAUCAAACCCAUCCAUCCUCGAUUCGACC